AUGGCCGAUGAUGAUAUCCCGAUGUCCGAAGGUACCUCUACGACCACUCCAGUCACGUCUACGAUCCCUCCAGCCACCGCUACAAACCCCCUUGCCGAUUCUGUCAGUGCUCUCAUUGCCGACGCUCUCAAACAACAAGCUGCUCAAUUCGAGGCCAUCGUUGGCGGACUUCAAACUCAAAUUGUCAAUUUAAGUGUUGGAACCUCAGCCAAGAAGGACAAGAACCGGCAGUCAAGCUCCUCAACCAACCCCUACACCACACCAUCUACGUCUAGAACUGCUCCCCGCCAAUCAACUAGUGCCACCAAGACCUCGAAGUCCACUCCGAAGUCUACUUCAAAAUCUACUCCCAAGUCAAAUCAAAAGACGAAGAAAUCACCCGAAGCCCCGCGAAAACGUCACGUUCUUCAAGUGUUUUCAAGCGAGCUGGCGUCUGAUUUCAAGAGUACCAAGGAAGCGCUCUAUAUUCACAUCAAAAUGAUGUGGGGAUUAUUUAAGAAGAAUGAUGUUCCACCUCCUCCCAACCCCGCUCUGUUGAAGGAGUUCUAUUUACGAUUUUCGAACUCAGACGAAAUCGACCACGCCAUCAAGAACCCCACCUCUGCCGAUGUGGUUGCACAGGGUAGUAUCAUGACAUUAAGGAGUGCAAAGGAAGGUCAGAUCAAGCUAGGCCGUGGACUUGCAAACAUCAGCAACAUGCAACUACUUUACAUUCACGGUGUCUUGGCGCGAGUGGGAAUUCGUAUUUGGGCUCCGGACCUCAAUGAUGCAUACGACUCACUUUACAACAACGCUUGUCGAAUGGUUGCAUUGGAUACUUUUCGCCAACUCUUAUCUUGCGGCUCUUACAACUACAUGAAUGCAAAUAUGAAACACGUCAACUCAAUGUCCGACAUGAUUGCUGCUUACAAUCAUUACGUCCACUUUCUCAAAGCUGGCGAGUUCCGAGCUGAAAGCAAAACCCCCGGUCGCAAAGCUCAACUCAGCAGCAGGAAGACCAUCCAAAAAAACCGCGAACGAUUGGCAGAUCAGCGUCAAGAGUAUCUGUAUGACAAUCGUCACAAGUAUGGCAAACGAUAUCAGGACUUUGUUGCUCCGACGGCGGCGCACAGUGAUGACGAGGAGAACCCAGAUGGUUCAAACACAUUCACCAUCAAAACACUGGGUUAUCGCUCACCAAAUGCAAACAAGUUUAUGCGAAGACUGGAUUACGAGAUGAAGCAAGCUGGUUAUGGAAGCAACAUGCGAGUCCGCCGACUGCCAAAGUGGCACCGAAGCCUUCCAGCUGGUCGCAGACGAAGAAUUGGGAAACGAGAUCGAGUUACAUUCCUUCCAGAUGCCAGUCGUUCAUUGAUGAAGGUUCCACACCCCGACGAGUUAUUGUCAGAUUCCAGGUUUACGGCGAAGUAUUUGGAUAUCAUCAAGGACGCCUACCAGUUUUCGGAUGAUGAAGACCAUGUAGAUGCUGAAAGCGAAGAUGAAGAAGAAUCCGAAGAUGAAGACGCAAUAGAUAUUGAUGCUCCACCCGAAGAUGAUGAGUCUUCUGAAUUUUACUCAGAUGGUGAGUAUGGGGACUUGUACGAUGAAGAGGAGGUGGAUGAUUCGGGAAAAGGAAAGGGGAAAGGUAAAGCCACGGUGGAGAUUGAAAAAGACGAUUAA
Melampsora larici-populina 98AG31 is the source of this 1659-nucleotide messenger RNA. RefSeq lists its product as uncharacterized. The record is from RefSeq and is a predicted model, not a curated record. The transcript has 4 exons. Bases 1 to 1659 code for a protein of 552 amino acids. Lineage: Eukaryota; Fungi; Basidiomycota; Pucciniomycetes; Pucciniales; Melampsoraceae.